AUGUGGUCCAGGAACUUUACCCCGGAUUAUGGAAUUAAACUGUCCAUCCUUCUUUUGCUGUCCGCGUUAGCUGCGAAUAUCCACGGUGCUGAAGGUUUUGUGUCAUGUUCGCCGUCACCGUGCAAGAACGGCGGAACCUGUCUUUCGACGCCACGAGGAGAAUAUUUUUGCAAUUGCACGUCAAGAUACGCCGGUGAAUUCUGCCAACACCUGAACCCUUGUCAUAGCGAGUCGAGUCCGCGAUGUCAGAACGGUGGCUCUUGCAGGGUCAGGCCAGGGGCCAGCGGUGGUCCGCCGUCCUUUGCCUGCGAUUGUCCCCUGGGCUUCAGCGCUUCCUUAUGUGAGAUCCGCGUACCUGCUGCGUGUGAUUCAGCACCUUGCUUGAAUGGAGCUACGUGUAGGCUUACGUCACUACACAGCUAUGAAUGUGACUGCCCUCCUGGUUACACAGGCGAAGAGUGCUCCCACGAGGACCACUGCGCGUCACAACCAUGUCGCAACGGAGGCCGAUGCGUCGCAGACAACACCACAGCUGCUGGGUACUCCUGCGUUUGCCCACCAGGAUUUACCGGAGCCAGAUGCACAGAGGACGUGGUUGAAUGCUCUAGCGGGCCCGGACCCUGUCACCACGGCCGAUGUUUUAACACCCACGGGUCCUAUACCUGCGUUUGUGAGCCUGGGUAUACGGGCAGAGACUGUGAUGCCGAAUAUGUGCCUUGCGAGCCGUCUCCCUGUCUUCAUGGUGGCAGAUGUACGCCUCUGGAUCAGCUGAGAUACGAAUGUGACUGUCCUACUGGUUACCGUGGCCAAAACUGCGAGAUCAACAUCGACGACUGUCCGGGACACCUGUGCCAGAACGGGGCGACGUGCAUCGACGGCCUCAACUCCUACACUUGCGAGUGUCCCCCCACUUUCACCGGGACGCUUUGCGAAACAGAUGUGGAUGAAUGUGCUUUGAGACCUCUAGUCUGCCAGAACGGUGCUACAUGCACCAACUCCGUGGGCGGUUUCUCUUGCAUCUGUGUCAAUGGCUGGACGGGUCCAGAAUGUUCCGUCAAUAUCGACGACUGCGCCGGCGCAGCUUGCUUCAAUGGCGCUACAUGUAUCGAUCGGGUUGGCGCUUUUUACUGCAAGUGCACUCCUGGGAAGACUGGUCUCCUCUGCCACUUGGACGACGCAUGCACCUCCAAUCCAUGCCACGCUGACGCCAUCUGCGACACUAGUCCCAUCAACGGUUCCUAUACGUGCUCUUGCGCAUCUGGGUACAAAGGGCUCGACUGCUCUGAAGAUAUCGACGAGUGUGAACAGGGUUCCCCUUGUGAGCACGAUGGUAUCUGCGUGAAUACACCUGGUUCCUUCGCUUGCAACUGCUCAGUGGGUUUCACUGGUCCUCGAUGCGAGACGAACGUCAACGAAUGCGAGAGUCACCCCUGCAGGAACGAAGGGUCCUGUCUCGAUGAUCCUGGCACCUUUCGCUGCGUCUGUAUGCCUGGUUUCACGGGAACCCAGUGCGAAGUGGAGAUAGACGAAUGCGCGAACAACCCUUGCCUGAACGGUGGAGUCUGCCAUGAUAUGAUCAACGCUUUUCGCUGUACCUGUGUUAUUGGGUUUACUGGUGCCCGUUGUCAAGUGAACAUAGAUGACUGUGCAUCCAGUCCCUGUAGGAAUGGUGGAACGUGCCAUGACUCCAUCGCUGGCUACACUUGUGAAUGUCCACCUGGAUACACUGGCAUGUCCUGUGAAACCAACAUCAACGACUGCUUAUCGGCACCAUGUCAUCGUGGAGAAUGUAUAGAUGGCGACAACAGCUUCACGUGCAACUGCCACCCUGGGUACACUGGUCGUGUAUGUCAGACCCAAAUUAACGAGUGCGAAUCGAAUCCGUGUCAAUUUGGAGGCCAUUGUGAGGACCUGAUAGAUGGCUACCAAUGCCGCUGCAAACCUGGAACCUCUGGAAGAAACUGUGAAAUCAACGUCAACGAAUGUUACUCAAACCCUUGCAGGAAUGGCGCCACCUGUAUCGAUGGGAUUAACAGAUAUACAUGUGAAUGUAUCCCGGGCUUCACUGGCCAGCACUGCGAGACGAACAUCAACGAAUGUCUGUCCAAUCCUUGCGCAAAUGGGGGCAAAUGUAUUGAUCGCAUCAAUGGAUUCCGUUGCGAAUGCCCCAGGGGAUACUAUGAUGCAAGAUGUCUUUCUGAUGUGAACGAGUGUGCCUCAAAUCCUUGCAUCAAUGGCGGUACCUGCGAAGACGGAGUGAACCAGUUCAUCUGCCAUUGUUUACCUGGAUACGGUGGCCAACGCUGUGAGCGUGAUAUAGACGAGUGUAGCUCAAACCCAUGUCAACAUGGAGGGACGUGCCACGAUCGACUCAACGCGUAUAGAUGUGAUUGCGUAUUAGGAUUUACUGGUGUCAACUGUGAAACGAAUAUCGACGAUUGUGCUGGCAACCCAUGUCUUCACGGUGGCUCUUGCAUAGAUCUCGUCAAUGGAUACCGCUGCGUGUGCUCACCACCUCAUUCUGGGCGAAAUUGCGAGAACACUUUGGACCCAUGCGUGCCUAACCAAUGUCGCCACGGUGGUCGUUGCGUCGCCGAAGCCUCCUACGCCGAGUUUACUUGUCAAUGUCCAGUGGGUUGGACUGGAGCUCUGUGCGAGCGAGACGUGGACGAAUGCACCACAACAGCUCCUUGCCACAAUGAUGCGACUUGUAUCAACACUGAGGGGUCUUAUGCUUGCCUCUGCCUAAGAGGCUAUGAAGGAAAAGACUGUGCUAUUAACACGGACGACUGCGCUUCUUUCCCCUGUCAAAAUGGCGCGACCUGUCUGGACAGUAUCGGGGACUACAACUGCGUGUGUUCUAGUGGAUUUGCAGGAAAACACUGUGAAGUGGACGUGGAUGAGUGCGAAUCUUCACCUUGUUUGAACGGCGCAACUUGCAACCAGUACGUGGCUUCCUACACCUGUACAUGCCCUCUGGGUUUCUCUGGCAUCAACUGCCAGACGAAUGACGAAGACUGCACGGAUUCGAGCUGCAUGAACGGAGGGUCCUGUAUCGACGGCAUAAACUCUUACAACUGCUCUUGUCCACCAGGAUACACCGGAUCCAACUGUCAAUUCCGAAUCAACAUGUGCGACAGUUCCCCUUGCGACAAUGGCGCUACCUGCCACGACCAUGUUACAUACUACACUUGUCACUGCCCUUACGGAUACACUGGGAAACACUGUGAAGCUUACGUCGACUGGUGUGAAAACAAUCCCUGCGAGAACGGCGCAACGUGUUCGCAGAAGGGACCGCAGUAUACGUGCACAUGUGCCCCUGGCUGGUCAGGAAAGCUUUGUGACGUCGAAAUGGUGUCCUGCAAAGACGCAAGCAUUAGGAAAAGUGUAAAACUAAAACAACUCUGCAACAACGGAACGUGUGAAGACAUUGGCAACUCCCACCGCUGCCACUGCUUAGAAGGAUACACGGGCUCCUAUUGUCAGAAGGAGAUCAACGAGUGUGAUUCCGCGCCUUGCCAAAACGGCGCUCUAUGUAAAGAUCUCGUCGGUACCUACCAGUGCCAGUGUGCCAAAGGUUUCCAAGGGCAGAAUUGCGAGUUGAACGUUAACGACUGCUUGCCUAACCCCUGUCAGAAUGGCGGCACCUGUCAUGAUCUAAUUAACAACUUCUCAUGCUCUUGCCCCUUCGGAACUCUGGGAAAGAUAUGCGAAAUCAACGUGAACGAUUGUAAGCAAGACGCCUGUCAUAACAACGGCACCUGUAUAGAUAAAGUUGGAGGCUUCGAAUGCAAGUGCCCAGCUGGCUUCGUCGGCCCCCGGUGCGAAGGAGACAUUAACGAGUGCCUAUCCAAUCCCUGCUCUAACCCCGGAACACAGGAUUGCGUGCAGCUGAUUAACGACUACCACUGCAACUGUAAACCUGGGUACAUGGGAAGACACUGUGAUGCUAAGGUUAACUUCUGCGCGAACUCGCCUUGCCAGAAUGGAGGUAUAUGCACUGCGAUACAGGGCGGGCACGAAUGUCUCUGCAGCGACGGGUUUUACGGAAAGAACUGCGAAUAUUCCGGCUACGCGUGCGAUUCGAACCCUUGUCAGAACGGUGGCUACUGCCGUACAUCAGAAAUUGGCGAUUACGUAUGCGACUGCCCAUCUGGUUUAUCCGGUAUCAACUGCGAAAUAGAUUCCAUGAACGAGUGUCUAAGUAACCCGUGCAAACACCCGGAAGCGCGUUGUAUAGAUAAACCCGGGGACUUCUUGUGCUAUUGCCCCAGACAAUGGACCGGCAAGAUGUGUGACAUCCACGACCCCCACUCGAGAGGCGGUUAUGGAAGUCCAGUGACGGGAGUGUACGGCCAGAACCCGACAUUAACACUCCAAGAGCUAGAUUUGGCCUUCCAAAGGGAGCAAUGUGUGAAGAUGGGCUGCAAAGAGAAACAGGGUGACCAUCACUGCGAUGAAGAGUGCAACACUUUUGCGUGCGAGUUCGACGGUAACGACUGUUCUCUUGGCAUCAAUCCCUGGGCCAACUGCACUGCACCUAUUAAAUGCUGGGAAGUCUUCAUGAACGGCGAAUGUAAUGAAGUAUGCAACACUCAAGCUUGUUUAUUCGAUGGAAGGGAUUGUGAGAAGUCCCUACAGAAAUGUAAUCCAAUUUAUGAUGCUUACUGUCAGAAGCAUUACGCCAAUGGACACUGUGACUACGGUUGUAACAACGCUGAAUGUAACUGGGACGGUUUGGACUGCGAGAACGAACCGCCCGAUCUAGCGGAAGGCGUAAUCUCAAUUAUCCUUCUAAUGGACAUGAGAACAUUCAAGGAGAACUCUGUCGCUUUCCUCCGGGAUCUAGGACAUCAGCUACGAACUACGAUUUUGAUUAAGAAAGACCAUUUAGGCAAUGACAUGGUGUACCCCUGGAAAGGCUCGACAGAUGUCGGCUUACAGGACACAGAGUUUGGCAAGAAACAUCACAUUGUGUUCACUGAGAGAGGCCAAUCAGGGGUACAAGUGUACUUGGAGAUCGACAACAGGAAGUGUACCACCUUAUCUAGUUCAGAAUGUUUCUUCUCGGCUCGCGAAGCAGCCGACUUUUUAGCGGCUACCGCGUCGAAACAUUCUCUAUCUUCAGACUUUCCUAUCUAUCAAGUCAAAGGUGUUCCCUCUAUCAUCAGCCCUGACCUCCCAACAAACUCCAAAUACGUCUUCAUCGGAGUAAUUCUGGUCUUGCUAGCUGGUCUUUUGAUUGGUGUCUUAGUGACUGCUCAGAGAAAGCGUAUGCAAGGUGUGACAUGGUUCCCAGAAGGAUUCAUGACUAACAGUUCCUCAUCGCGACGCCGUUCAAGACGCAGAGGACCAGAUGGACAAGAGAUGAGAAAUUUGAACAAAGGGUCCAUGGGUUGUAUUGAUGUGGACAUCAACGGCGGUCAUAUGGUGCCUCCACACUGGUCUGAUGAAGAUGAUGAUGGUUCCGCUCCCCCACGAGCUAAGAGGGCGAGAGGACCAGGGGAUUCCAAUGGUGCUCCAGGGGGCUACGCCUCAGACCACACAGCUAUCACCGAUUAUGAGGAGGCAAGUCACGAUCCCGGUCGCGUCUGGACUCAACAACACUUGGAUGCUGCUGAUAUCCGCGUUCCACCAAGCAUGAUGACACCUCCUGCUAUCCACGACGGUCACGUAGACGUCAACGCUCGUGGCCCCCUCGGCAUGACACCAUUAAUGGUUGCGGCUAUCAGAGGUGGAGGCUUGGACACCGGAUCAGAUGUCGAAGAUGAACAGACGGCCCAUAUAAUAUCUGAAUUGGUGGCGCAAGGAGCUCAGCUCAACGCCGCUAUGGACAAGACUGGGGAAACUAGCUUACAUCUAGCAGCAAGGUACGCACGAGCUGAUGCAGCCAAACGCCUCCUAGAUGCAGGCGCUGAUGCUAACUCCCAAGACAACACUGGUAGAACUCCCUUACAUUCCGCUGUUGCAGCAGAUGCCAUGGGCGUAUUCCAGAUUCUAUUACGAAACAGAGCUACCAACUUAAAUGCGAGGAUGCACGAUGGAACUACACCGCUUAUUUUGGCUGCUAGGCUGGCCAUAGAAGGCAUGGUGGAAGAUCUAAUAAAUGCAGACGCGGACAUCAAUGCCGCAGACAACAGCGGCAAAACCGCGCUGCACUGGGCUGCUGCUGUUAAUAACGUUGACGCUGUCAAUGUUCUGCUCGUGCAUGGCGCCAACAGAGAUGCGCAAGAUGAUAAGGAUGAGACUCCUUUAUUCCUUGGUGCAAGAGAAGGGUCGUACGGCGCUUGUAAAGCGUUAUUGGAUGCGAUGGCAAACAGAGAGAUCACAGACCACAUGGACCGGUUGCCGAGGGACGUUGCUCAGGAGAGAAUGCACGACGACAUAGUCAGGUUGCUGGACGAACACUGCCCGAGGCCACAGCACCAUCAUCUUAUGUCAUCGCCAAACCCUCAUCCACAACUCAUCAGUCAGCCGACUGUGAUCAGUGCGACAGCGACAAAGGGCAAGCCCAAAAAGGCAAGAGCCAAAGCCGGGCCAGACAGCCCGCAAGACCAAUACGACAAUAAUAAUUUGCAGGCGUCGCAAAUUAGACGGAAACCAAGUGUAAAAAAGAACAAUAAGAAAGUUGCGCAAGAGGUUCCACAAAGCGUCGAGUCUCUAGGGUUCAGUUUGAGUCCUGUAGAAUCACCGCUACAAAAUUUACAAGAUCUACCGUCGCCGUACGACGCGACGUCGCUAUACUCAAACGCAAUGGCGCAAUUCCCCGGAAUGGAGCAACUGGUGCACCACAAGCAACCGCCAAGCUAUGAGGACUGCGUCAAGUCGGGUGGCGCGCUUCAGUUCGGGGGCGGCGCAGGCGCAUCCCUGUCACCGCCUUACUCAAACCACUCCCCCGCACACAGUAACCAGACUACGUCACCGCAUGCCUAUAUAGGUUCUCCUUCGCCUGGCAAAUCGCGGCCGUCUUUGCCGACAUCUCCCGCGCACAUGGCGGCCAUGCGUCACCAUCAUCAACACCAGUUAGACGCCGCAGCAUAUUCUGCGCUUGCGCAUCUAAGUGCGAACGGUCAACACAACGCUCAACUCCAAGCUGUAAUGACGCACGCAGUGGCUUUGUCGCACGCGCAGGGGGCUCAUCAUCCCGCGAUCACCAAUAUCAUGUCCGGUCUAUACGGCAGUUGGGGCAUGGGCGACACGUUCCCCACCCCCUCCCCAGAAUCCCCCGACCAUUGGUCCACACCGUCACCUCAAACGCCGCUCACGCAAUCCCCCCACUCGGACUGGUCGGAUCGAGCCGCGCUAUCGCCUAACGACAUACAACAAUCUAACAAGGGCGCAACGGAGGCCAUUUAUAUUUAA
Messenger RNA from Leptosia nina, 7362 nucleotides. The record is from the annotation of a GenBank genome assembly. NCBI's taxonomy places the organism in Eukaryota, Metazoa, Arthropoda, Insecta, Lepidoptera, Pieridae.